CAUUCCAGUGUUCGCAUAGUGCGGACUUGUCUCUUCGCUCCCCUGCGCUUGCCAAACGCGAUGUCGACAAGUGGAGAGUUCUCAAGAAGGGUGGAGGAAGGCCACAUGAGACUGGCCGAAGCCCUGGGACUCGUGUACGCAGGACUGGCGGGCCCGAGCCGGGCGGCGGGCGCGGGGAGAGGGAGGGAAGAGACGGAAGCCGUGGACGUUGCAGUAACAGCUGGGUCCCUGAGCAGCGCCGUCAGCGAAUUGGAGGGGCUGGCUGAAUCCCUCCGCUCCCUCUACGAGGACCACGUCCACCAGCUGGAGAGAGAGCACUCUCAGUACAGGACAGACAGUGAGGGGAGAGAGCAGUCCACAGCGAGGCUACUCCGAGAGCUGGAGGGGGAGAAUGAGAGGCUGGCUGACAUCAAUCAGAGCCUACGGAGUGACCUCAAGGAGCUCCAGUCCAGAUACAGAGCUACCGAGACCUCACUCAAGGAGAAGGACAGGGAGGUGGGUGGACUGGUGGAGCAGCUGGGGGCCCAUCAGGAGGACCAGCGACAGGCCAUUGUCGGGCGGGAGGAGAGAGUGAGAGAGGCGGCGGAGAAGGCAGAGCAGUUGAGGUGGAGGGUGAGGGAGGAGGAGAGGGAGAGGGGGGAGAGGGAGAAGGAGCUAGAGGCCAGCAGAGAUAUGGAGCGGAGUCUCAGGACAGCUCUGUCAGAGGUGAGACAGCAAUUGGAGAUGACUCACCAGGAACUGGGCAAGACACAACAGGAACUCCACUCCACUGAGGCAACCCUGGCAACCACUAGUGAAGACUUUAAUAUUCUGAAACACCAGCUACAGCCAAAGGAAGAAGAGCUGCAGGCUCUGCAGGAGAAGAUAGCCGACAGAAGUCAGCAGCUGAUGGAACUUCUUGACAGACGCAGCGGAGACUACUCUCGGCAGGUGCAGGAAGAGAUUCUGGCCCAGAGCCGAGCUUACGAUGACCUCCUGAGAAAGAUCACUGACCACACCCCCAGUGCCCCACCCACCUCCGACCAACCCCUCUCUCCCUCCCGCCCCCUCGAGCUGGCCAUCUGUCUCCGAGACUUUCUCAACCCCCACCUCCUCCCUCCCCUCCCCUCCUCCUCCUCACCCUCCUCCCCUCUCUCCUCUCCUCGUCUCCCUCGCAAUGACACAGUCACUACUGCCUACCAGCGCUACUGCAACACCUUCACUGACUUCACACAGAGAGUGAGAGUGGGAGAGUUCAGGGCGUGCCCAAGGAGCAGACUGCGGCUCCACAGACUGCAACAAUCGAGGCACCAGUUCAUGGAGAUCAUCCUCAGACCUGCCCCCGGACUCAUGCUGGACGAGUCUCCACUGUGCGAUGUAAUUACACUGAUGAAGGGGGUCGCCAAGAAAUUAGCACUGGCCCCCAACUCUCUCCUGGUCUACACUGUGGACAAAACUAGAAUCAGGGGAACAGCUCUGAGGUAAUGACCACACCCCUUUUCAUUGGCCACACCCUCUCCUACGUUGACCACACCAACUUCAUGGACCCAUCCAUUGUGGGUGUUGCGUAAAGCCCUCAGUCCGACCCUCAAAUACGAGGCAGACUCCCUCCUCUCCGACAUCUCUCUCGCUGGACAUCGACUGGCCUUCGUCUCCAUGGCCGAGCCCCUCGGGUCCACCCUCACCUCUGGAGCAGAUGGGAGUCGGUUCACAGGAGAGUGGUGGGGCGACUGGAGGAGACUCCGACGGUUGACGUGGGGAGGGAGGAGGAGGGAGGAGGGGAAGGGAGAGGGAGAUCUGACAGUAUGGAUAUGGUGGACCUGGAACCAUCUAAACCGACCUCCCAGCUACUGGCAGGGGCUAGCAGCGAGAGGGAAGCUGAAGAGAGACAUUCUAAUGGGCGGGGCCGAGGGAAAUAGGCGUGGCCAGGAGGGCUGGGUUUCACAUCAAGGCUCUGGUGACGUUAAUGUUCACCAGCUGUAUUCCCGGUAACCGUGGCAACACCCACUACCAACACUUGGAGGAGGUUCAUAGCAACUACGUCACAUGACGACCACGCCUUUCAAAGCCACACCUCCAAUACAUGAAAUUGAUCUUUUUUUCUUUUUUAGCGUUUUAUAAACCAAUUUUAUUCUUAUUAUAUUAUACAAUGCAUAAGUGAUAAAUGACACUCUAUAGAGGACAGUAUAUAUAUAUACACGAACGUAAAGCAUGUAAAAAGCUAGUGGUGGUGGUGUGUAACAGGUCAUAAUCAUAAUAAUUAUGGAGUCACACACAGGUGUCAGUCAAGAAAGUGAGUUAGAAGAGUUACGAGUGAAACUGUAAGGACGAGUGGC
Molecule: messenger RNA, 2315 nt
Organism: Geodia barretti
Lineage: Eukaryota; Metazoa; Porifera; Demospongiae; Tetractinellida; Geodiidae
Source: the annotation of a GenBank genome assembly